CCACCGAUACUGAACCGGAAAUUCGGCCAUUCCUUGUAGCGACGAGGGACACAAAGACGCAAGUGUUUUGCUUGAUCAUUCAUUCAUUGGUGAAGCCUUAGAAGGUUUACUUGUGCAAAGUAACGUGAAGACACUCGUUCGGACUCGUUGCGAAAAGACGGUCGACGUGCAACUCUGCCUGCCCUGAAUGAGGUAACCUGAUGGACAACAACAUGGAAGAGCGAGCGGGAGAAAGACCUUAUGUAUGCAAUCUGUGUGAUGCUGCUUUCUCUCACAGCACCGGCUUCAGAGAGCACAUGAUACAUCACGCCGACGAGAAACCGUAUAAGUGCGGCCGGUGCGACGCGUCGUUCUCUCAGCGACGCAAUUGGAAGAUACACAAGAGAACUCACACAGGAGAGAAGCCGUACCAGUGCAACGAGUGCGACAUAUCGUUUUCCCAGCGACGCAACCUGAAGACGCACUUAAGAACUCACACCGGAGAGAAACCAUACACAUGCAGUGUGUGUAACGCAGGGUUUUCGCAGGGGCGGAAUUUGAAGACACACAUGAGAAUACACACAGGAGAAAAACCAUUUAAAUGCGAUCUAUGUGAAGAAGCUUUCUCUGAUAAAGGUUUUUUUAAAUCACACAUGAGAACACACACAGAUGAAAAACCGUAUAAAUGCGAUAUAUGUGAGAUGACUUUUUCUGAUAAAAGUAACUUUAAGACCCACAUGAGAACACACACAGAUGAGAAAUUGCAUAAAUGUGAUGUAUGUGAAGCCACUUUCUCUGAUGGAAGUGAGCUUAAGACACACAUGACUUCUCACACAGGAGAGAAACCAUAUAAAUGCGAUCUAUGCGAGAAAACUUUCUUUGAUAGCAGUAAUCUUAAGACUCACAUGAUAACUCACACAGGAGAAAACCCGCAUAGAAGUGAUCAAAGCGAGGCAACUUUCUCUGAUAAAAGUAACCGUGAGAUACAGAUGGUAUCUCACACAGAAGAAAAACUCUACAGAUGCGAUCUUUGUAAUUCGGCCUUUUCUCAGAAACGCAAUUUAAAGACACACAUGUUAACUCACUCGGGGGAAAAACCGUUCAGAUGUGAUCACUGCGAUCAACGGUUUGCUCAGAGACGCAACUUGACGACACACAUGCGAACGCACACGGGAGAGAGACCGUUCAAAUGCGAUCUGUGUAGCGCAGCAUUCGCUCAGCGCCGCAACUUGAAGGCACAUGCCAGAGUUCAUGCAAGUCGGAAUUCAUAGACAUGCUGUAUUAGUCACUUAUUACUGUAACUGAACUCAUUACAAAAAAAUUAACGCACGAUAAGACGCACAGAAGAAAAUCACAGGCAUAAAGCGGUGUGCACAGCGUGGGUCAGGUUUCUCUCUGCUACACACAUGGGGUGGUUCUUUAUGCGCUGUUUUUGGGUAAUGCAGAAGAGUGCGUAUGCUGUCUCAGUGGGAUUGUUAGUCAGGUAACUGGUGUGUAAACACAAUUAUUUAAAAAGUAGAAAACACGAACAUCUGACGUUUCUAAAGAGAUGUAAAAGUGUAUCUAUGAACGUCCAAAGCAUGACGUUCUUUGCUUGUGUUGCAGUCAUCGUAGCUUUAAUCGGUUUAUAUUGGUUAAUAUUGCUCUCGAAUUCGUGUUAUCUUCCUUGUAGUAUCACUAAAUGACGUGUCCACAAGUGUUUGCCACUGCCUCAUUUAUAGUUCAGCUACAGUAUGUAUAUAUUAUAUAUAUAUAGCAGGAUUGUGUGUAAUGAUGCAAUGAUGCCGUUUUAUUGCAAUAUUUAGUGUUAGGAGGGCUCUCUUAUAGGACCUGGUGUAAUUCUAUUCAUGUAGCACUGAACAUUGUAUUACCGUGGGUGUACAACUAUAACACGUAAUUCCUCUUAUUAGUUUAGCAAUAGUUCUAUAUUAGGAAUGAAUAAAAACAAAUCUUUUAUUUGCUUUUAUUCAUGCCUGAUGUCGUGAUGGUUUUGGUGGAGACAGUUACUGAUGAGGUUAGUGACAAAAUAACCUGUAUUUCUCACAGUGUAUUGACGUGCCAUGCCCACUUUGUAUUAUCUUACUACUGUAUGUUUAAUGAAGUCGACUGCUUUUGUAGAAUGUGUAGGAAUUCGUACCGUGUAACACUAUAUUGUGCAUGCACUGAUAUUCUAGUGAUCAUAUUCAUUGAUGGAUUAUUAAUUGUAGAUCUAUAGAAUGAACGUUUGCAUGGUGCUCUGCCCUCUGAACCAGUUAAGUGGCAAAUACCUGGCAUUAACGCUGUUGCUGUGUGUUUCUUGGAGCAUACCAGCAAUAUCUGCACUGUACGUAUAUUAGCUGACAGGUUAUAGUCAGGUAUGGAGCAAGUAGAUUUGCUCUAACAUCCUGUUUUCCAGUCUUGGAAAUAAGUCUUGAAAACUGGGCCAGUACUGGUUUAGAAAUGUUCACUAGAUUUCUGCUAUACAACCUAUAGUAAAAUCCAUGAAAAUACUGAGUAAAUUUACUAGUCCCAGCCUGGCGGACGGGCUCCUAUAUACAAUAUUGUGUUCUGUCUCGCUGUCUCUGCAUGAAUAGACAGGUCCAAUUGUUUGCAAGAGCAGUAGAAAUGUGAAUAACCUGUACUGAAUUUGCUGUAGUUGAUACUCUUCACGGACAUUCAAUAAUCAAAGUCUGCUGAGGAUGCAAAUUAGAACUAGUGCGUGAUAAAUUAAAAAGAGUCAUAUGAAUGUGGCCCAUGUGAAGUGUCAAAGUAUUAUUAGCUCUUGCACAUGCUGCGAACAAAUGUACAUGUAGUGUGUUCUGUUGUGAGGUGAUUGUAUCUUUUUUUUAUAUAAUGCAAUUGUCGAUUAAUGUUGCGAUACAAUGGGCUAAGAACCAUUUUCGGUAACAUAUUUCUGCAAAGCCAACAUUUCGGGGUGCAUGCUUGUGAACCCACAUACAAAUCGUGUGAGUUACACGGAACUAGCAACAAUAUCAAGCGUUGGUGUGUUAUCCUGUUAUCUUACUCAGUUGCAAGAACACAAACCCUAAACAAACGUUUUAUGUGCACUUGAUACUCUUGAUAUGGUAUGUAGUACAAAAUAGGUUAGCUGUAAACAGGAGCAGAGUCUUGUGUGCUUCCGUAUAGAACUCGAUGAAUAAAUGUCAAUAAAUCGCUCGGAAAAAAUUUACAAAUAAACUCUGUACUGACGUUCAA
Molecule: messenger RNA, 3174 nt
Organism: Priapulus caudatus
Lineage: Eukaryota; Metazoa; Priapulida; Priapulimorpha; Priapulimorphida; Priapulidae
Product: zinc finger protein 239-like
Exons: 2
Coding region: 201-1250 (349 amino acids)
Biological process (GO): regulation of transcription by RNA polymerase II
Molecular function (GO): RNA polymerase II cis-regulatory region sequence-specific DNA binding; DNA-binding transcription factor activity
Source: RefSeq, a predicted model, not a curated record